AUGAAGGAGACACAGACGCCGACGGCGCAGAUCCAGGUGCGGAACAACCGGGCGAACCGGCUGCUUUCGUACUGCUACACGCUGGUGGCGACGCCGUUCCUGCUCUCGCGCUUUGCGCUCGACGUGGUGCUGUAUCUGGUGCCGUGGAUGCGGCCGGCCAGGGAGUGGACGCUCAACCAGGCGGUGCGCGUGCGCGUCGUCCGCCUCGUCCUGCUCUACUGGUCCCUCCUGCGCUGGGGGGACCGCCUGCACCUGCGACCGGGCCGAGAGGGGAACCGGUUCGAGGAGAAGCCGGAGGACUACGACUACUACUACUACCGGGGCGACCUCGCCGUCACCACCACCACCGCCGCAGAAGACGACGACGACGACGACGCCGUGCGGCCCGAGCCCAUCGGGGCGACCUGGACGCCGGCGCGGCCGCCCCCGCCGGCGCUGGUGCGGCCGGGGCUGGUGGUGGCGCUGCACUUCCACGGGGGCGGCUUCGCGGUCGGCAACGGGCGCGACGCGGACGCGGGCUUCGCGGCGCAGACGCUGAUCCGGCACAUGGGGUGCACGCACGUGUGCGCGCCGCAGUACCGGCUGGCCAGCAGCGGCAGCGGCAACGGGCGGUUCCCCGCGCCGGUGCAGGACGCGCUGACGGCGUACCUGUUCCUGGUGCGGGAGCGGGGGAUCCCCGGGCGGCAGAUCGUGGUGUCGGGCGACUCGGCGGGAGGCACGAUCGCGCUCGGGCUGGUGCGCUACAUCGCCGAGCACGGGGCGGCGCUGGGCAUCCCGCGCCCCGGCGCCGUCGCCCUCUGGUCGCCCUGGGUCGACGUCGCGGCGGCCCUGCAGCACGACAUGCGCGCCUCGCCCAACUACCGCACCGACUACCUCAACAACGAGUUUGGCCGCUGGGGCGCCGCCGCCGUCUCGGGCUACGGCGCCGUCGACCCGUCCGGGCCCUACCUGGCGCCGCUGCACCACCCGUUCCGGCUGGGAGAAGAAGAAGAGGAAGAGGCGCGGCCGCCGCCCAUGUUCAUCCACGGCGGCGACCGCGAGGUGCUCUGGGACGAUAUCGAGCUGCUCGCCCGGCGUUACGCCGACGCGGGCUGGACGGUGCACCUGCACCGGUCCCGGCACUGCCCGCACGACCUCAUCCUGCUCGGCCCCCGCAUCGGCUUCGCCGCCGAGGCCGAGGAGGCCGCCAGGGCGGCACGCACCUUUUUCCUGGCCUCGACCGAUCUCAAGCUGAGAGAGAGAGUGUGUGUGUGUGUUUGCAUGCCCGCAAUGGCCAACGGCACCCCCGCGGGUCCGGGACGGCCGGAUGACGACGGCUUGUCCUUCGACGUCCUCAUCGUCGGAGCCGGCAUCUCGGGCAUCAACGCGGCGUACCGCAUCCAGACCGAGGGCCCGGCCGAUACCACCUACGCCAUCCUCGAGGGGCGGGACUCGCUCGGGGGUACCUGGGACCUGUUCCGCUACCCCGGCAUCCGGUCCGACUCGGACAUCUACACCUUCGGCUUCCCCUGGAGCCCCUGGAGGCACGACACGGCGCUGGCCUCGGGCGACCAGAUCAAGGCCUACUUGGCCCAGUCGGCCCGCUCGCAGGGCAUCGACCAGCACAUCCUCUACCGCCACCGGGUCGUGUCGGCCGACUGGAGCUCGGCCGGGAAGGAGUGGGACCUCCGCGUUGUCGUGGACGGGCGGGAAGACCAGCCGCCGGCCGUCUUCCGGGCCCGCUUCCUGCUGCUGGGCACGGGCUACUACGACUACGAGAAGCCGCUCGAGGCCGCCAUCCCGGGCAUCGAGACCUUCGCCGGCAAGGUGAUCCACCCGCAGUUCUGGCCCGAGGACUACGACUACACCGACAAGGAGGUCGUCAUCAUCGGCAGCGGCGCCACCGCCGUCACCGUCCUGCCCGCCAUGGCCGAGCGCGCCCGCCGCGUCACCAUGCUGCAGCGCAGCCCGGGCUACGUCUUCUCCCUGCCCUCCCGCGGCCUCCUGACCGCCCUGCUCUUCGCCGUCCUGCCCGCCGCCGCCGCCCACUACCUCUGCCGCCUCCUCUGGCUCGUCCGCAGCCACCUGACGACCGCCUUCUGCCGCGCCUGGCCCGCGCUGGCCAAGCGCGUCAUCAAGCGCGCCACCCUCCGCCAGCUGCCCCCGACGAUCCCGUGGGACCCGCACUUCCGGCCCCGGUACAACCCGUGGGAGCAGCGGUUCUGCGCCUGCGUCGACGGCGACUUCUUCGCCGCCCUGCGCUCGGGCAAGGCCGACGUGGUCACCGACACGAUCCGGACGGUGACGCCCGACUCGAUCGAGCUCGGCUCGGGCCGGGCGCUGCACCCGGACGUGAUCGUGACGGCGACGGGGCUCAAGCUGCGCUUCGGCGGCGGGAUCGACUUCCGCGUCGACGGCGAGCCCUUCCGCUGGCGCGACAAGUUCGCCUGGCGCUCCGCCAUGCUGCAGGACGUGCCCAACCUGCUCUUCCUGACCGGCUACGAGACCGCCUCGUGGACCCUCGGCGCCGACGUCAGCGCCCGCCUCUUCGUCCGCAUCCUCCGCCGCCUCCGCCACCGCCGCGCCGCCGCCGUCGUCCCCCGCCCCGCCCGCCCGGACAUGCCCGAGCGCCCCAUGAUGAGCCUCACCUCGACCUACCUCCGCACCGCCCGCGACGUCCUCCCCAAGGGCGGCACCGGCGUCUGGGCCCCCAAGACCAACUACUUUGCCGACAUGGCCAGGGCCAGGUGGGGGGACCUGUCCAAGGACUUGGAGUUUAUCAUGUAG
Molecule: messenger RNA, 2766 nt
Organism: Thermothelomyces thermophilus ATCC 42464
Lineage: Eukaryota; Fungi; Ascomycota; Sordariomycetes; Sordariales; Chaetomiaceae
Exons: 3
Coding region: 1-2766 (921 amino acids)
Molecular function (GO): hydrolase activity; N,N-dimethylaniline monooxygenase activity; NADP binding
Source: RefSeq, a predicted model, not a curated record